AUGUCAGCUGAGGGUGACUCGUCCUGUGCAACUGAGGAAGAGGACUCAUCGGACAGCGACGAUGAGUGCGAAGCGAACGCAAACACCAACACUGCAUCAACGAUCAAGCCCACGACGAUUCCACAAGCACUAAGAGUUCCUGACAAAAAGGUCCUACCAGGUGCAUCUACUGCACCACCACCGAAUCCAGCAUGGUACACUAAAAGAAUAAUGGAGGAGGAGCGGCCAGAUUUGGCCGGGAAAGAUGGAUCCUUUGAAAUUACGAGCAGAACAGCAGGUUUCCAGGGUACCGAGUUGGAUCUGCUCGAUAGGCAUGUCCGCGAUCGUGCUGAACUUCAAAUGGAAGACAUCAUAGUGAACGACGAUAACUAUGACGAAGACGACCGGCGCUUUGUUCGUUACGAAAUUCAGUUAAAAUACAACGAGGGCAGAUAUUCAGCCAUUUACAUCGUCUCCAAGCAAGUUUGUAAAGAGUAA
Molecule: messenger RNA, 477 nt
Organism: Cooperia oncophora
Lineage: Eukaryota; Metazoa; Nematoda; Chromadorea; Rhabditida; Trichostrongylidae
Source: the annotation of a GenBank genome assembly